AUGGGUAUCAGUAAUCCAAUUCCGAGGAGUUUAAGGAGUGAGUCAAAAAAAGCAGCAAAGACUUUAUCGUCGUUUAUCAAACCCAAUCAAAUUGCCGGACCUGAUCAAAUUAUACCUCCUAGGAUCUUAAAGAAUGCCAAAGGGUUAGCUGUUAUUACUGUUUUGAAAGCAGGGUUUCUUUUCUCGGGAAGAGCGGGGUCGGGUGUUAUUGUUGCACGUUUACCCGAUGGAUCGUGGUCACCACCUUCUGCAAUUGUCACCGCCGGUGCCGGUGCAGGAGGUAUGAUUGGUGCCGAAUUGACAGAUUUUGUCUUUGUAUUGAACACAAAAGCCGCAGUUGAUACAUUUGCACAAUUGGGUUCUGUAACGUUGGGUACAAAUGUCUCGGUUGCAGCUGGUCCUCUUGGUAGAAGUGCAGAAGCUGCAGGUACAGCAUCAUUGAGUUCAGUUUCUGCAGUUUUCUCAUACUCCAAAACCAAAGGGUUAUAUGCCGGGAUCUCAUUGGAGGGUUCAGUAUUGAUGGAGAGAAGAGAAGCUAAUAGAAAGUUUUAUGGAAAUAAUUGUAAGGCAAGGAAUAUUUUAGCAGGACAAGUCGACACUCCACCUGCCUGUGACUCGCUUAUGAGAGUAUUGAAUUCAAGAGUGUUUAGCAAUAGAAUGGACUACGAUGAGGAUGAUUUCUACAACGAUGACUAUUAUGACGACAUUCCUGAUGAAUUUUCCGAUACUACAUCUGAAUAUUCAGAUCGUCGUCGUAGUGGUGCUGUACGAGGAGGAGGUGGAAGAAGAAGGAGAUAUUCAGAUGAGUAUUCAGAUGAUGAUGAUUACUCAGAUGACGAUGAUUACUAUGGUGGCCGUGGAGGCAGCGGAAGUGGACGCAGAGAUAGAAGAUACGACGACUACGGCAAUGGAAGAAGAGAUAAGAGAUAUGAUGAUUAUGAUGGCGGCAGAAGGGAAAGAAGAUCUCGUGCAAAUACAGGUUCAAGCUUAGGGGGAGGCGGAGGUUUUUCAUCAGGUGGUAGAACUCCCUCUAGCAGCAAAACCGGAUCAGCCUGGGAAGAUGAUAUAUAUGACUCCGGAUACAAUGGUAAAACAAGAUCGAGGGGUAAUAGUGAUGUCGACAGGCUAAAUGCCCGUUUGGGAAAUACGAAAUUAUCACCAAAUAGAUCUAGCGGAGCUGCUCCUUCAAGACCCCUGACCCUUUCUAAACCUAAUUUUGGUGGCGCACCAAAGACAAAUGCCACUCAAGCUAUUGCUUUGUAUUCAUUCAAAGGAGAACAAAGCGGGGAUUUACCAUUCAAAAAGGGAGAUGUUAUUGAUAUUUUGAAAAAGACUGAUACAGUUGAUGAUUGGUGGACGGGUAGAAGCAAUGGAUUAACUGGUAUUUUCCCUGCCAACUAUGUCGAGCUUAUUUAA
Molecule: messenger RNA, 1416 nt
Organism: Lodderomyces orthopsilosis Co 90-125
Lineage: Eukaryota; Fungi; Ascomycota; Pichiomycetes; Serinales; Debaryomycetaceae
Exons: 2
Coding region: 1-1416 (471 amino acids)
Biological process (GO): actin filament bundle assembly; actin cortical patch localization
Cellular component (GO): actin cortical patch
Molecular function (GO): actin filament binding; phosphatidylinositol binding
Source: RefSeq, a predicted model, not a curated record